Dendrobium catenatum is the source of this 951-nucleotide messenger RNA. RefSeq names its product piezo-type mechanosensitive ion channel homolog. Lineage: Eukaryota; Viridiplantae; Streptophyta; Magnoliopsida; Asparagales; Orchidaceae. The coding region runs from base 477 to 740 and encodes 87 amino acids. The record is from RefSeq and is a predicted model, not a curated record. The transcript is spliced from 4 exons.
CUUACACCAUUCCAGACUACUCUUUGUGAGAUACUUCCGUAUCAAUCUUUGGAGCUUUUUGAUAAGCAUUACUUGGAAACGUUCAAUGUACAAGACAUACAGUUGAUAUGUUGCCAAUCUGAUUCCAGCACGAUAUGGCUGGUUCCUCCUGUGAUUCAACAGCGAUAUAUCAGAUCUCUGAACAGUACCUUGGAUUUUAUUUUCACAUGGGUUUUUAUGAGGGAGAGACCUAAAGGAAAGGAAGCUGUUAAAUCUGAAUCAUUUAUUGAACAAAGCCCAGAUGAUUUGAAGCAAGUUCUUAAUGGACAGAAAAUAGUACUAGAUUACUGAAUGCAUAUCCUAGAUAUUUCCGAGUUACCAGUUCUGGUGAAGUGCAGCGCCUUGAGCAGACUGACAUUUCUGUGAGCGGUGAUCUUUUUCUCAACCAUGGAAGUCCAUCAUGGUGGUCAUUUCAUGAUGCCAAUGCCUUGCGCAAAAUGGAAUGUGAAGGGAUGAGUGGACCACUUGCUAUUGUUGUUUCUGAGGAGACCCCACAGGGCAUUAAUGGUGAAACCCUAAGCAAGUUCAGUAUAUGGAGUCUUUACAUAACUUUUGUUCUAGCAGUUGGCCGCUUUAUCAGGCUGCAGUGCUCUGUUAUAAGAAUGAGAAUACUUUAUGAGAACCCCCCAUCUUGCAAAAGAUAUAUUGAUGUGAUGCAACCGUCCAUGCCUAUCCAAGGAGCUGAAGAUCGGUGGCCGUGAUCGUCUCAUAUUAUCUUAUAUUUUUAUUUGGAAUUUUAUUUAGUUAUGCAUUAUCCAUUUUUACCCUUAAUUAAGGGUCUAGUCUUAUGUAAGCCUUAGGGGCAUAUUCGUCUUAUUUUAGUCUUUUGAUUUCUGAGGCCUAUAUAUAGAGGUCCUUGCUUUUGUAUUGACAUUAUGGGGUUUUAAUAAAAAAAAAAAUGUUCUGCACUUU